UGGUGAGUUGUCGCCACACCACUCUCGAAAUAUGAAAUAGGCAAAAAUGUGGCGGGUGAAUCCGGCUAUGUUCUAGCGGAAAGUUCGUUCUCAUUUUGCAAAUUUCGAGAGUGGUGCGGCGAGGCCCUGCAUCGCAGACUCCAACGUGUUCCUCUCUUCUCGUCGAGAUGAGGCUUCGCGAGCGAGCGGUCGCGACAGUUCUCACAAGAUCGUCAUCGCUGCGGUUGUUUUCUGCCCGCGCGAAGGCGCCGCAGUGUUCUCGUGGUCAACUGUGUCUACCUGGUCAACGAUUACACGGGACCUGGCUAGGGGAGGAGGAGAAGCACAUACGGACGUCGAUAGGAGAGGAGGGGGAGGAUACGCGGGAGGUUCGACCACGGGGCGAUCUCUCUGCCAUCAACCUCGACUUCAAUGGCUGCAGAGAUAACGGGGCAAGUCCUACCCAGGCCGCCGACGCAGAUGGCAGCACUUUUCGAAGGGUGUGGUCGACCGCCGAGACCACCUGGAAGAGGCGGCGAUUCGAACCGUCGUCCCCCUCGCCGUCCAGAUCUGCCGCGACUACCGGUAGCUUUUUGGAGAACAGCGGGCCAGGUCAAUUCGCUCCCACCGCUGAGGAAACUUGGCGGCAAAGGCUGUCUCCUUCCUCGUUGUAUUCCCGUUUGAGCGGCAGAGGUUGUAAGAAUUCAUGGGAGGAGGAGAGCGAAGGAUGGCUAUGGAGACGGCGGCGAGCUCAAGGGUCGGUCGCCGCUGAUGUCAAUUCUGCGCAGAUUGGGCGAUGGCAUGGUGCUGGUUGUCGCUGCUUCUUCUCCGUCGGAAUUGGCGGAAGUGAUCCGAGAUCUGUCUGCCCUGUGAAUGGGGCGGAUCUAAGACGGCUUGUCGGUAUUAUCCUCGAUUCUCGGCGUCUGCCUUGCCGAGGACACCGCUGUGCUGCUGCCGACGCAGAAGCGAUGAUGAAGAAGAGAGAGGAAGGAAAGGAGGGGAGUCCAUUUCGACCAUCCUCAUUCGUAAAAGACUUCGCAUUGUUUUCCCGCCAAGCUGCCAGUGAUCAAUUUUUCGCGGGAAGAAACUCCAAUAAGGGAGUCGAGCGUGAGCGGCGCAAAGGACACGGCUUCACUUCGUUCAAUUAUUGGCGAGGGAGCUCCGAUGACGUGGCAGAUGGGCUAGCAAGAUCGCGGCGUGGGGGACUGUCUAUGAUCUGUCUCUUAUACACAUCUAGAUGUGUAUCGCGGACUAGCAAUCGCCCUCUGGCGAGCGGCGCAGUGACCGUGAAUCAAGCCGUCGUCUUUCUUGGGAGCCAAUUGCUACUGGGCUUGGGAAUUCUACUUCAGCUGAACCAGUUCAGUCAAAUCCUGGGCGCGUCUUCCCUUCUGCUAGUUGGAACGUAUCCCUUGAUGAAGAGAUACACGUAUUGGCCACAGGCUUACUUGGGUUUGACGAUAAACUGGGGAGCUUUGCUUGGUUGGGCUGCAGUGCGCGGAAGUCUUGAUCCUUUUGUUGUCACCCCACUCUACUUUUCUUGCUUGACAUGGACGGUGGUUUACGACACCAUUUAUGCUCAUCAGGAUAAGUUUGAUGAUGAACGAGUUGGUGUAAAGUCAACCGCUCUCCAAUUUGGGGAGGCUACACCAAUGUGGCUUACAGGAUUUUCGGGGGCGACAAUUGGGGGUCUUAUUUGUGUUGGGAAGAUUGCAGGAUUAGGUUGGGGCUUCUAUCCAGCACUCAUUGCGGCUAGCAGUCAUUUGGCAUGGCAGACACGAACUGUUGACCUCACCAACCGAGCAGACUGCCUAGCAAAGUUUGUCUCCAACAAAUGGUUCGGGGGGAUCGUCUUCGCUGGCACAGUCCUUGGAAACCUCACUGCUUGAUAUUUGCCUUCUGCGCAGAAGGCUGUGCAGGAGUCCAUGUCCUCAAGCCACCAGAACCUCCGGGCCUCUUUUUUCGGAUUUGCACUGUGCGCCAAAGAAAAAUGAACCUCCAGUGGCAGACCUUUUUUGUUUUCGAUUGCCAGCGCCAGCCAUUUUGGUCCAGUAGCUCAUCCAGAGAACCCUGAUUGACACAAUUUCAAUUCUCAAGUUUUGCCUUGGGUGAGGUACUGGUGGUUUAACGUACGGAAAGUAGAAUAUAAUGACAUAUUCUGCUAGGUAUUUGCAGUCUGUGCACAAGUUCUUAGCCAUAAACCGCCAGUUUACCUGAAGCAGAGUACAACUUUUAGGGGUUUACGAGGUAAGAGCAUU
Molecule: messenger RNA, 2234 nt
Organism: Chara braunii
Lineage: Eukaryota; Viridiplantae; Streptophyta; Charophyceae; Charales; Characeae
Source: the annotation of a GenBank genome assembly